CAGAAGAUGCGGAGAGCUUGGACGGAGUCCGCAGGGUCUGCUGCGUGCAUGUGCUGUCGGGUGUUUCCCUUUCUUCGCUCGUUUUUGAUUCCGGUCCCAAGAACCGCUUGAUUUCUAGUCUUUUUGGCUGCGGGUAUCCCGCCAGGGCUCUCGCUCUCUGCGCACAUGUUCCUAGGGCGCCAUCUCUUUGCAAAAAGCCUCCGUCCUCUCGCAGGUCUCCCAGAGGCUGCUCCGGGGCGUGUGAACAUCGCAGGCUGCAGCGCGAUCCAACCUGCGGAGCCCAGCAUGCGUCCCAGCCCCCGCGCGUCCCCGGGCCACCGCUCCUGGUAGAGGAGCUCUCGGGCUCCGCAGCCGGGCAGCGCUUUUUGCUCGAGGUCACUUGCCCUGGCUCAGCGUGGCCCCAGCUUUCCGGGAGGAAAGGACGUGAACUUAACUUUUGCAGAGGUUUUAGGACCCGGAAGAUACAAUGUUCACUAAACUCUUCCAGCAGUGGAGUUUCGCAGUGUUCCUGCUGAGUUACUCCGUGCCCUCCUGCGGGAGAUCAGUGGAGGGGAUCAGCCGCCGACUCAAACGGGCUGUAUCAGAGCACCAGCUACUGCAUGACAAGGGCAAGUCAAUCCAAGAUCUACGAAGAAGAAUAUUCCUUCAAAAUUUAAUUGAAGGUGUCAACACUGCAGAAAUCCGUGCAACGUCAGAGGUUUCACCUAACCCUAAGCCCGCUACAAACACGAAGAACUACCCUGUCCGAUUUGGCAGUGAAGAUGAGGGCAGAUACCUAACUCAGGAGACAAACAAAUCACAGACCUACAAGGAACAACCCCUGAAGGUAUCGGGCAAGAAAAAGAAAGCAAAGCCUGGAAAACGUAAGGAACAAGAGAAGAAAAAGAGGCGAGCCCGCUCCGCUUGGCUAAAUUCUGACAUGUAUGGAAGCAGCAUGACCGAGAGCCCACUCUUGGACAACUCUGUUACUACACAUAAUCAUAUUUUAAGGAGGCGCUGAUAUUUUCAGCAAGACAUCUUUGGAAGACAUAUUGCAGUAUUCUGUAAUAGUGAACAUAUGGGAAGUAUUAAAAUAUUUAUUACCUGUAAAUAUUGUAAAUGCUCAGAAUAAAACUUUUUUCCCCCAUUGCUCUCUGAAACUGCACAUUUGGUUAUUGUGAUUUUUUUUUUUUUGGCUAAUGCUAAGACAAUUAUUAUUGUCACAUUUACCAUAAUUUAUUUUGUUGACUGGUGUAUUUAUUUUGUGAACGUAUCUUGGUGCUGCUGACUUUCUAUAUUUUUUUGUAACAUAAUGCACUUUAGAUAUACAUAUCGAGUACAUUGAUAACUGACAUAAAAUGUUCGUGUUUUGUGGUUGACUUCAAUGAAUGCCUAUACACAAUUGUUCAAACUGAUUUUCCUUUGUGCAUGUAUAAUAGCAGUAUUUUAAAAUUUGUAAAGAAUGUCUAAUAAAAUAUAAUCUAAUUAAACCAUGA
Messenger RNA from Cygnus atratus (black swan), 1475 nucleotides. It is a transcript of the gene PTHLH, whose product is annotated as parathyroid hormone like hormone. Lineage: Eukaryota; Metazoa; Chordata; Aves; Anseriformes; Anatidae. Gene Ontology annotation, molecular function: peptide hormone receptor binding; hormone activity. Gene Ontology annotation, cellular component: extracellular region. The record is from RefSeq and is a predicted model, not a curated record. The coding region runs from base 467 to 1000 and encodes 177 amino acids. Gene Ontology annotation, biological process: adenylate cyclase-activating G protein-coupled receptor signaling pathway; bone mineralization; regulation of chondrocyte differentiation. The transcript is spliced from 4 exons.